CAAAUCCGAUAUUUGCGUCUCAAUUUCGCAUACAGUUCAGUUCGUCUUCUUAUUUCUAUCUCUCUUCUUCUUUCUUCCUCCUUCCUUUGCAUUUCUUCUCUAGAACCCACAAAGAUUUUGAUUAGAGGGAGAGAGAGAGAGAGAGAUCGUGCUCCAUUUAUGGGGUUCUUUUGACUAGUCUCUCUCUAAGAUCAAGGCACGUGCUUUAAGGGAAACAGGGUUGCGUUGAAUUUGAAGGUUUUUUGUUCCAAAUCGAAGAAGAAGCUUAAAAGAAUACUUGAAUUCGAAGAAAACAAUGGCUGGAUCCGAUGAGAACUACCUGGGUGUGAUCGGACCCGGAAAUGUACAAGGGGUUUUACGUGGCGGAGUAGGGAAGUUUCCGGUGGCGACAGGAACUAAUCGCCGGGCGUUGAGCAACAUUAAUCGGAACAUCAUUGGAGGUCCACCGUACCCCUGUGCUGUCAACAAAAGAGGGUUAUCGGAAAGAGAAGGUAUUUGUAUUAAGAACCCACCAAUUCCAGUGCAUCGACCUAUCACUAGGAAGUUCGCUGCCCAGCUUGCUAACAAGCAGCAGCAACAAUAUAAACCAGAGGAAAUAAAAAAACCAGUUCUAUUGGAACCAAUUUCUAGUGAGCCAGAAGAUUGUAACAUCAUAGAUGUGGAGGACUACAAGAGCAGUAAUGACUUUGCUGUGCCAAUGUAUGUGCAACAUACAGAGGCAAUGUUGGAGGAGAUUGACCGGAUGGAUGAAGUUGAAAUGGAAGAUGUUGAAGAAGAGCCGAUCAUGGACAUAGAUGGCUGUGACAAGAAGAAUCCACUUGCUGUAGUUGAAUACGUUGAUGAUUUAUACAAUUUCUACAAGAAAGCAGAGAUAUCUGGCUGUGUUGCACCAAACUACAUGGAACAGCAAUUUGACAUCAACGAGAGAAUGAGAGGCAUUCUCAUUGAUUGGUUGAUUGAGGUGCACUACAAGUUUGAAUUGAUGGAGGAGACCUUAUACCUUACUGUCAAUCUCAUCGAUAGAUUUCUAGCAGUCCAGCCCGUAGCGAGAAAGAAACUCCAGCUCGUUGGAGUGACAGCCAUGCUACUUGCAUGCAAAUAUGAAGAAGUAUCUGUUCCAGUUGUUGAGGAUCUCAUUCUGAUUUCUGAUAAAGCUUACAGCAGAAAAGAAGUGCUUGACAUGGAGAAGCUCAUGGUGAACACCUUACAAUUUAAUCUAUCUGUUCCCACUCCAUAUGUUUUUAUGAGGAGAUUCCUAAAGGCUUCACAAUGUGACACGAAGCAGCUUGAACUUCUGUCAUUCUUCAUUGUUGAGCUCUGCCUCGUUGAAUAUGACAUGCUCAAGUUUCCACCUUCAUUGUUAGCUGCUGCUGCAAUAUAUACUGCUCAAUGUACUCUUAGUGGAACAAAGCAAUGGAGCAAGACUAACGAGUACUAUACUAGCUACUCAGAAGAGCAGAUCAGGGAAUGUUCAAGGCUUAUGGUUAAUUUUCAUAGGAAUUCUGGAACAGGGAAGCUAACAGGCGUACAUCGGAAGUAUAGUACCUCUAAAUUUGGUUAUGCUGUGAAGAACGAGCCUGCUAACUUUUUACUGGAAGCUAAAUUUUAGCAGGACUGACAAGCAUAAGAUGAUUUGACAUGAAAAGACUAACCUUAUUCAAGUAAAAUUUGGGGGUUGGGGGGUUAUAACAGAGCAACUGAAGUUGCCCCUGGACGAGGAUCAAGGCCUAGAGUUCUUUGAACUGUUGAUAUUCUUUCUUUUAUGCUAUUUGAACAUAACAGGGAUGUUUUCAUUUUCCUUUCUCAAGAGUAAAAUAAUGUUUUCAAGGCUUGAUUUUCUGUGUAUGUUUCUCGUUGAAUCAUUCGCAUUUGAAAUUAGCGAUUGAAGAUGGGCAUUACUGUUUUUUAUAGAAUGGUUUGAGAUUUUGCUUGUCUCAGGCUGUUUUCUACUGAAGAUGGGCUAAGUUAGAAUA
Messenger RNA from Populus euphratica (Euphrates poplar), 1973 nucleotides. RefSeq names its product cyclin-B2-4-like. The record is from RefSeq and is a predicted model, not a curated record. Lineage: Eukaryota; Viridiplantae; Streptophyta; Magnoliopsida; Malpighiales; Salicaceae. The transcript is spliced from 12 exons. Gene Ontology annotation, molecular function: cyclin-dependent protein serine/threonine kinase regulator activity. Gene Ontology annotation, biological process: mitotic cell cycle phase transition. The coding region runs from base 296 to 1609 and encodes 437 amino acids.